AUGGAGGGAUUCGAAAUAGCGAGGGAUUCAAAUUGUGAGGAAUUUGAGUUACUGUGCGAAAAGGAUAUUGCAGAAUUCGGGGUGAAAUUGUUCGAGGGAACGGAGGUACAACACACCACACCUCGCGAAGGCAGGCAGAGGCGCGGAUUCGGCGGCGGGCCGGGCCGGGCCGAGCGGGCGGGCGGGCCCGGCGGCGCGCAGAAGUCGGUCAAGCAAGUAGGGCACCGCCCCCGUCUCCGCCGCCAGCGCCACCGCCACCGCCACCGCCGCCAGCCCCGACGCAGCCGUUGGCCGUUGCGACAGCGUCGAGGCGGCCGUUGCGGCGUCUCCCGACUCGCCGCCCUCGCCCCAGCCCCAGCCCCAGCCGCGGCGCCGUUUCGAUUUGUUUAUUUAUUUAUUUAAAAGGAGUCUGGAUCGCCCAAGAAAGAGGCAGGCGCAACAACUAAGGUGAAGCCGCAACGGACACCAGCCCAAAGUCUGAAGGAAGAAGUAGGUGAAGAAGACGAAGAUGGUGAUGAAGGAGAAUGA
Molecule: messenger RNA, 528 nt
Organism: Gryllus bimaculatus (two-spotted cricket)
Lineage: Eukaryota; Metazoa; Arthropoda; Insecta; Orthoptera; Gryllidae
Source: the annotation of a GenBank genome assembly